This is a messenger RNA of Musa acuminata AAA Group (dessert banana), 1118 nucleotides long. RefSeq names its product transcription repressor OFP7-like. The record is from RefSeq and is a predicted model, not a curated record. The coding region runs from base 26 to 1012 and encodes 328 amino acids. Gene Ontology annotation, biological process: negative regulation of DNA-templated transcription. The transcript has a single exon. Lineage: Eukaryota; Viridiplantae; Streptophyta; Magnoliopsida; Zingiberales; Musaceae.
CGUGAGUUCUCGGAGCUCUCGACCGAUGGCCAAGCGGCUGCGUCUCUGUUUGUCCCGCGUGCUCCCCUCCUUCCAUGCCUUCCGCUCCAAGGACAACGGGGCCGCUUCUUCCUCCCUCAACUCCGACGAAGGCUUCGACGUCGACUUCCAUGAUCACCCGCCUCCCCUCCCCCUCCCCCUGCCCCGCCGUCCCCAUCCCCCACUAGUCUCCGCCAGUUGUUGCCGCCCUUCCCGCCGCCGGUCGCGCCCCGCCAGAGAGAGCGUCUCUGACGUCCCCCGGCCCGCGCCGCUGCCCCCUCGGGAGACGCCGGCGUACCUCUGGCGGAAGGAGGAGAAGUGGUGGCACGUCGUGCCCUGCGUCAGCGCACACGUCUACGGCAAUGUGCCGCUCCUCCCUUCGCCCGAAGAUCGACUCCGACGACGGUGGCGGGACAAUCCCAACGAUGGCCGCGCCGCUGCGACGGGGCGCCGGAAAAAAGUGGCGUCCAGAAGGAGGGCUCUCUUGCGGCGCCGAGCGCGGGGCAGGUGUUACUCCUCGGCCGACGACGAUAGUGGGUGGUUUAGCAGCGACGAGGAAACCGAAACGUUGAUGUCGACGACCGACGUGGAGCCCUCGGACACCGUGCUGCGACGCCGCCGCCGUUGCCGGCGGAAGAGCGUCAUCCGCGGCGACGGAAGGAGCAGCUGGCCAUCGCCGGAGGGUGCGGCGGCGGUGAAGAGGCUGAUCCCGUGCGCGGCGCCGGCGGUGAGGGAGAGCUUCGCGGUCGUGAAGCUGUCGGAGGAUCCCAGGGAGGACUUCCUGCGGUCGAUGGCGGAGAUGGUGGUGGAGAAGGAGAUCUUCGACGCUGGUGGUUUGGAGCAGCUGCUGCGAUGCUUCCUGUCCCUGAAUUCACGCCAACACCACCCCGCAAUCGUCACGGCCUUCGAGGAAAUCUGGGACUCCCUUUUUCCGGCGGUGGCUGCGGGCACCGACGCUGCCCGGCGCCGCUCUUCCCCGCACUCUACGUUGUAGCUGUAGUUAAGUAUCAGUACUAUUUGCCUAUCUCCGUGGUUGUGUGCUUGUAUUGGCUGUGCCAUUGUGUGGAUACUUAGCACGAUUAGUAAAGCAAUUCCAUUUG